This is a messenger RNA of Saprolegnia diclina VS20, 977 nucleotides long. RefSeq lists its product as hypothetical. Lineage: Eukaryota; Oomycota; Saprolegniomycetes; Saprolegniales; Saprolegniaceae. The coding region runs from base 37 to 888 and encodes 283 amino acids. The transcript has a single exon. Gene Ontology annotation, cellular component: plasma membrane. The record is from RefSeq and is a predicted model, not a curated record.
GCGACCUUUCGCAAUGCGUUUUGUAUCUUUUCGUCCAUGGACGUCGUGGCCCGCGUGCUUUUCCUCGGCGUCGCCGCCUCGGGCGCCGUCAACCUCACGAUCGACGGCAGCAGCUCCUUUGAUAAGACGACCAACCACAUUGUGAACGCAACUGUGAACGGCGACUUGCCGCCAAGCAUCCUCGCCGGCGUCGGCAUUGGCCUCGGCUUGAUCGUGGCGCUGGCCGGCUACCGGCUCUUCCGACCGGUGCUCUUCGUGAGCGGCUUUGGCGUCGGCGCCGUCCUCGCGUAUCUUUUGGCCGAGGCCAUCUUUACGACGCAGUCGUACGCGACGACGGCGCACUGGGUCUGCUUUGUCGCGGGUGGCCUCAUCGUCGGCGCCACCGUCGUGUGCCUCUGGCGCACCGGGCUCUUUGUCAUCGGCGCCGCCGCCGGCGUCCUCCUCGCCUUUGUCGUCAACACGUCCUUUGGCUACAAGCUAUGGCCAUCCAACCCGUCCGGUAUGCUCUACGUGCUCAUUGCGAUCUUUGGCCUCGCCGGCGCCCUCCUCGCGCGCUGCCUCGAGCGGCCGUUCUUGAUCGUCGCGACGAGUUUGGCCGGCGCGGUCGCGUGCCUCUGGGGCGUCGGGUACUUUGCGGGCGGAUACCCGAGCGGCAACCACCUCGAAGCCCUGCGCAAUCGCACCGCGUCGGGCGACUACACGUACGACAUUGGCAGCGCGUGGUGGGGGUACAUGGCCGGGACGCUCGUCCUCUUCGGCAUCGGUACCCUUGUCCAAUUCCGCAAGACGGCGAUGGGGUGGCACCACGCGCCAGCCGCCAGCGACGACAGCGCCUACGUGGGCUGCAGCAGUCCGGUCCACGGCCGCCCGAUCCAGCAUUCCUCCUAGUCGUGCUCAGUCGACAGCCCAUUUCACUGAUCACAACUACUAGUACAUAUACUAGUAGUAUGACGUCGAGUCCCAGGUACUCGCAGUAG